AUGUCAGAAUCAGACAGUCCGUUCGUAGGACUUUCUUCAUUAAACCUACCAGAUAUCGAAAAUGAUAAAGGUUUCAAACCAAAUCUUGACGUUAUUAUACAAAAGAUAUCUCAAAUUUUCAAUAAAACGUGCGUAAAAGUUGAAUUGAUUGAACAAGAUUCCGGAUAUCGAAUACCCUUCUUGAUAGAAUUGGAAGACGGAGGAGAAUACAUCUUAUAUGUGAUUAACCCGACACUUUCAAUCAUUGAUAAAUAUCCAAAAGAUUUGUUAAUCGAUAUGAUGCGGAGUGAAAUCGGUACCAUAAAUUACCUCGAUAAAUAUACAAACAUUCCGGUACCAAGGGUUUAUCAUUGGAAUCUUGAAAAGGAGAAUGAAAUAGGGGCACCUUUCAUGAUCGUUAAAAAAUUAUUCGGAAAUAAUCUCGAUCAAGAAUGGAGUACGUUAACCUUUGAACAGAAAUGUGAGUUCAUAAAUCAUUACCUUGACAUUUUAGGUUCCCUUGGUGAAGUUAGACAAGAUCAGAUCGGGAGCUUGUAUUUAGAUGAGGAAAACUAUCAAAUCGGAAAGUUGGUCAUCGAUAAUUAUGUUAACCUUGGUAGAUCAUCCUUUAAAGACGAGGUUAAUCGUGGUCCAUUUCAUUCAACAAAAGAGUUUUUAAAUGCCGCGAUCGAACUAGAAAUAAUUUUGUAUAAUAAAUGUGAUUGGGGAGAUGAAUGUAAAGAAUUAUGGGUUCCGAUACAAGAAAAAAUGUUGGAAAAUUUUCACACCUAUUGGAAGGAUGAUCCGAAUUAUGAUUUUAAUUCCUUCGUAUUAUGUCCACCAUUAUUAGAGGAUCCGAGUAAAAUUCUAAUUGAUAAAGUUGAUGGGAAAGUUCGGAUCACGGGAUUCCUUGAAUGGAAACAUACGGGAUUUUUACCCAAAGAUUACCUCUUUAAUAAAUAUCCUCACAUCAUCAUAAAUCGUCAAGAAUAUAAAUAUUCGGAAGAGAAAACGAGUGAAAAUCUUCUGUUACAAGAACAUUUUGAUAAUCAGAUCAUAAAAAGGUACCCUCAAUUUAAAAAGGAUGAGAUAAGAAUUUUAUUCUUUGAUACCAUCAUCGAAAAUUUCGAUAGGAUUUGGUGUACCAUUGAUGCUCUUAGAAGAAUACACGAUUACUUUAAUAUUGAAAUGAAGGAAGAAUGGUUGAUUUCUGAUGAUUAUUUCAAGAGAUGGUUUAAAGAAAAUUAUUCUUUUUCUGACGAAGAAUGUAACAGAUUAGUUGAUGAUAGGGCAUGGAAAGAUACCAAUCCAUUUAAUACGGAGGGUUCUACGCCUCCUCACCUUCCAGCCAGCGUAUAUCAACCAAAUCCAUUUCCUAUAAACCCAGCGGAAGGUAAUCCUUGGGCAGGCACAACGAACGAACAACCUUAUCAAAGUCCUCCACAGCAAGGACAUGUUAAUGCUUAUGAUAACACAUCAUCUUCAUAUGGACACAGUUAUAAUACUUCGGAUCAGUCCAAUUAUUCUACAUACACCAUGCAAAUGCCAACCCCGUCUGUAAAUUAUAACAUAAAUAAUUCAUCUCCUUACGGUUAUUCCAAUUCUGCUUAUAAUCAGAACGCCUAUGCACCAACUUAUGAUACCAAUGCUUAUAGCACAAAUGCAUAUAAUCCUAAUCCUAAUGAAUACAGUAAUACAAAUGUUAAUCAUGGUGUUGAUGCUUCUGAGCAUGACGGUCAUGUUAAAAGUGAACGAGAAGACUCGUAUGAUGAAAAUACUACCGAAUUGGAUGGUUCUGUCACGGCUGCCAAUCCUGGAAUAGAAACUCAUGAUCCUGACAAAUUGAAUAUUUCCAACGGUACAAUUAAAGCAUCUUUGAAUGGCACUCCUAAUAAAUGGAGACUUUUAUCUAGGUUUAUUCAAUUUAUUGCUAGCGUUGGCGCCUUGGCGUUUAUCAUUGGAGCUCCCGUCGCUUCUCAUGUAUCAACGCCGAGUACAGCCAAUAACACAGCAAUCAUUUUCCUUCACAUCGUUUCAAUCGUUUCGAUUAUUUAUUCAUUCAGUCAUUUGGUAUUUUAUUGUCUGCGUCGUUGGCGUCAUAAAAAUAAGGCACCAAGAUGGUCAUUAUUGCUUGUCGAUAUCGUACUUGGGGUAAGUUUUGGCACUUUAAUGGUAUUUCUAAUUAAAGAUUUUCGAUGCUCUCCUGGAAAGUUGAAUGGAUGGUAUGUUACAACAUUUAAAUUACAAGUGUGA
Molecule: messenger RNA, 2232 nt
Organism: Funneliformis caledonium
Lineage: Eukaryota; Fungi; Glomeromycota; Glomeromycetes; Glomerales; Glomeraceae
Source: the annotation of a GenBank genome assembly